This is a messenger RNA of Plectropomus leopardus (leopard coralgrouper), 3638 nucleotides long. RefSeq names its product SLAIN family member 2 (gene slain2). Gene Ontology annotation, biological process: cytoplasmic microtubule organization; microtubule nucleation; positive regulation of microtubule polymerization. The record is from RefSeq and is a predicted model, not a curated record. Lineage: Eukaryota; Metazoa; Chordata; Actinopteri; Perciformes; Serranidae. Gene Ontology annotation, cellular component: microtubule plus-end.
UUAUGAAAAUGGCCUCGACCCUGCCCGCAACCACGAUUAACCGGAGAAGAUGACGGUCCUGAGCGUUUUAAGUCAGUGGAACACCAAAGUGUCUUCUUUAAACACGUAGAAACAAGCGAAGUAAACAGAAACAAAGAGUCUGUCGGCGGAGAAACGACUGGAAACACCACAGACCGCCGCAUAUUUUCUCCGGGGUUGAGGAGCCGCUAUGGAGGAUAUCAACUCAAAUAUCAACGCGGACUUGGAGGUGCGGAAGCUCCAGGACUUGGUGAAGAAACUCGAACAGCAAAAUGAACAGCUCCGGAGUCGGUCUACGAUGUUGUCCUCGUCCGGAGCGAUGUCAGGGCACCACAGACCCCUCAGCGAAGGAUACGACUCGUCGUCUCUGACAGCGGGGAUGGCAGCCGGUCUGGCCGGCUUCCCUGGGGUGGGGUUCGUCGGUACAGGCGGCUAUGGGGGGCUGCUGGAGAAUAACCGCUGUUUGAGCCCCAGACUGUCUUACGACGGCAUCAGUUUCAGGAGGGCGUAUGAUUAUGAGGGAGCAUCGGCGGCUGCCUCUAUGUCGAGCAUGAACUCACGUUAUUCAGACAUCGGGGUUUAUAACGUAACAGACGAAGGGGAAACGUCAAUUCUAGACGAAGUGGAAAUCUUAGACCUCGAAGACAUGGACUGUCUAAACGAAGACGAGGACAGCUGGCUUUAUGAGGCGAAACUUAACAGUCCCCUUCAGAAAGCCUUGAGUCCUAUUGUGUGGUGCCGCAAAGCCCUUGACAACCCCAGUCCUGAGAUGGAAUCAGCCAAGCGCUCACUCAUCCACAGACUGGACCUCACCAUGUCAGCCAACAAGCGCAGGAGUUUGUAUGGAAGUCCCUACAACCAGCAGGGCUAUGGAAGCCCAUAUAGCACAAACGCAGCCAACAGCCCGUAUAGCAGUGGCUUCAACUCCCCCUCCUCAACCCCAAGCAGAGUGCCCAUCGUCAGACAACAACUAAUGCCCGGGAAUGCAGCACACCAGCGAAACACAGCAGCAGAGAGGAAUCCUCCGGCAGUGAGCCCGCAGUCAUCAGUCGACAGUGAACUGAGCACCUCAGAAAUGGAUGAGGACUCAGUGGGCUCCUCAAAUACCUACAAACUCAAUGAUGUCACUGAUGUCCAGAUACUGGCACGCAUGCAGGAAGAGAGUUUAAGACAAGAUUACGCUGCAACUGCGUCCAGGCGGAGCUCCGGUUCGUCCUGCCACUCAUUGCGGCGGAGCACCUUCAGCGACCAGGAGCUAGAUGCACAUAGUCUGGAGGAUGAAGAGGAGGCAGUACAUCCGGCCUUCCACCUACCCUCCAACCGCUUCAGCCCCUCCCCUCGACACUCUCCCCGCGCCUCCCCCAGAAAUUCACCUCGCUCUCGUUCCCCUGCACGCUCUAUUGACUACAGCCACAGUCGCGGCUCACCUCAACCUAUCAUCAGCCGCCUGCAGCAGCCCCGCCACUCGCUGCAAGGCCAUGGGCAUGACCUGCAGACCAAUGUGGUGAAGAAUGAAGAAAAGCUACGUCGUAGUCUUCCUAACCUCACACGCUCCUCAGCGGCCACGGCCCAGUGCUCAGAGCCUGUCAAGAACAGCCGCAGCUGUGAGUCCAACCUGCAAGUGCCAAACGGUGGCUCUCCUCGACACCAGAACCAGUCUGCAACAGCAGCUCAGCUCCCAAGAUACUCGACCCCUGCUCGCUCCUCCCCGAAACCCAAACAGCACCUCCAAAGGCCAACGGCCCUGAGAGUUCCCUCUCCCAGUAAGCUGCGAACUCCAGCCACACCGUCCCCAUUGGCCUUGAGGCAACCAGUAAAGGCCACAUCUAACCCUAAUUCUGCCACCUCUACCCCGACCCGCUCCCUGGCUCCCCCGCGCAGCGGCCUGCCCCGUCCCAGUGCUUCUGCAGGAGGAGGGAUCCCUCUGCCUCGCAGCAAAUUGGCCCAACCCGUACGCAGAUCUCUUCCUGCUCCUCGGACUUACGGGGGCGGCACAGGUGACAAUUGGAGAGAAGGUUGUUACUGAAGUGAGCCAGCAGGGGGCUCUCCAGUCAAACUAUCAACACAAGGAGGCAGACAUUACAACAUGGCACUUUAUCUGCGUAGAUAAAUUUUACAAUGAAGAGAUAGAGAUACUUAGUCCCAAGAAAUAUAUACAACCCAGAAUUAUCAAAAAAAAAAGGACAGCGUCCACGUUGUUUCAAAGAGGACUUCCCAUCGUGUUCCCCUGUGGGGUCUGGCUCUGGAGGCGUCUGGCAUGUAGUGCAGACAGACAUCCCAGAAAUUGCCAAAGAAACCAGCCCGACUCCAGCUUUGCCAAUAGAGGACACAUCACCUGCCUUGGUGUGACUGCAAUCAUUUGUCAGACAGUCUAUCACUUCAUUGCCCAGCUUUCUUCCCACUCCCCCUCCCUGUUCCUUUUUCACAUCCCUCAGGUUGAAAUGUUUCCACGCAUUUCUCUCUUUAUUCUCUGUGUUCAACAGAUGUUGGUGAGCGAUCUCUAUGAUGAUGCUGUGCAGGUGAAAUGUCCCGUCAUGUUGGAAAAUUGUUGAUGUCUUGCAACAGUGAAAGCACCUCUGUGUGGGUAUGACAUUUAAGAAUCUUUUCCUCUUGUAAAAUCAGCCAGAAUGUAUGCACAAGUUCGUUUUGCAAAUUAUUUAUUCAAAUUAUUUAAAAAAAAAAAAUGUAUGUCCAAACAUCCAUAUCAGUAUUUUUUUUUAAAGAUUACAAUAGUUAAAAUGUACAAUUUGAACCUCAACUGCAAGCUAAGUCUCCAAAGCCUUUUAUUGUUUUCAAAGUGUCGAAUCAGGACUUAAGAGAAACCCGGGUGAUUAAUGACACCUCGGACAAAGCCUCAGUUCUGACUUGUACUGCAUUUUGCCAAGAUUAUACUUUUCCAUUGAAGUGCUGAGAUAGGUCAGUUAAAGAACAGCUUGACAUUAGGUCUAAAUUAAAUUUUAAAAAAAGAAAAGAAACCUGAACUCAAUCACAUAUGUUGUUCCCAUUCAGCCAAUUAAACCAAGAAAAUUUUAAUAUGAUACAUUAAUUUCCCCCAAACAGAUUUCUGUCAGUGUAUGUCAUUCAUGCAACGAAAAAGAAAUUAAAAAAAAUUCAGUUUUGCUGGCUCUUACCCCUUGUACUAUAAAAGUGGAAAAAAAGGGUGUGCCAGUGUUGGGGAAGCUGUUCUGGUUGUUGGUGUGGUGGGUGUUAUGAAACUAGUGCCUAUAAUUUAAAGUUUCACUUGAGUUUGAACAUCUUUUUUUUUGUUUAUCAUUUUGUGCCAAUUUCUGGUUUUGCCAAUAUUAUUUGCAAUUUUGCUUGAUUGAUUUGCUUGCCUGUUUUUUUUGUAACCGAAUCAAUACAUUUAUAAUUGCUUUAAAAACAUUUAAGAUGCGCCUUCAUAUUUAUAACUAGCUACUCAUUAUGUAAAUGAAACUAUUUAUUAAAAAGAGGUGCCUCUGUCAAAGUUCAGAUUUAAUGGGAAGCUCAAACGAAUGUUGCAAAAAGACAUACCACACCUUUUGUGUGAAAGUUUUUGUUAUUGAUCUUUUUUUAAUAUCACAAACAUGACAUUCGGUUUCCCUGUGUAAAGUCACAUUUCAAAUAAAAGAUGAAAAACA